Messenger RNA from Zonotrichia leucophrys gambelii, 3349 nucleotides. RefSeq names its product endogenous retrovirus group K member 10 Gag polyprotein-like. The coding region runs from base 1005 to 2399 and encodes 464 amino acids. Lineage: Eukaryota; Metazoa; Chordata; Aves; Passeriformes; Passerellidae. Gene Ontology annotation, biological process: viral process. Gene Ontology annotation, molecular function: structural molecule activity. The transcript has 8 exons. The record is from RefSeq and is a predicted model, not a curated record.
GAUCUGGUUGGAACAUCAGUCUUUUAUGUUCAGUAUUUAGAGUCAUUGCUGGAAGCACAGAAGAGCAACAAGAUAAUCCUGGCCCGGGAGGCAACAGUAAAGCUGGACUUGGCAAAACUGGCUGAAGAGACUGAGCUGGAACAGAAGCACUCUGGUUGGGCAAGCACCAGAACUGAGACACAGGAGUGUGCAGCACUGUGUAGGUGACACGGAGAUGGAGGAUUUGGAGCACAGUUUGAGGAAAAAGCUGCACUGAGGACUGAUGAAAUGUAAUGGCUCAUCCUUGUGAGAAUGGAUCUCAGAAGCAGAAGAGUUUUAGAAGAUGAGUGUUCUCAGUUUGGUUGCUUUGCUGACAAAGCAAGGGUACAGAACUGAGAGUUUCAAAUAACUUUAUGCAUACUUAGUCGUACUCUAGAAGUUGUCUCAGACGACCUUCCAUUCUGCAAUAGCUCACAAAACUUCAUCAGGUUACAGCCAGCUCAGUGGGACUAUGUGCAUUUUCAUCAGGUCGGAGGAAUGAACAAGUGCAGGAGCUCGCUGGCAAUCUGGGAAACCCUGUGUGAGAAAAUGUUGUCCAGAUUCUGUACAUGUUUGUGAUCCCAGAGCCUGCCCUGGCAGCUGCCUCAGGAAGAUAAAGCUGAGACUGAAAGCAUCCAGAUCCAGAAAAUUCUCCAGCUGAUAAACUAGAAAUAGGAAGAGUGUGAUCAGUCUCUGUACCACUUUGCCAGCUCCUAUGUUUGAAGUUUGAGUGUCAAGUGCUCUUUUUUCCAGGUAUUGGAAAAUUGGGACUAUAUUAGUUUAUACCGUGCCUGGGGACCGUGCAUCAUUCUGACACCACAAAUGGCAACCUGAACAGAGACACACAAGCUCCUAGGCCACCCUGGACCUGCAGCAUAUCCUGGCUGUACCAAUGGUGGCCUGCAGGGAUUGCCAAGGACGGCCUCUCACUGCUGCCUACAGAACAGGUUAGCCUUGCAAGCAGUCGGGAAAAGUUCCCCAUAAAAAUGGGCAAUAAUAUCAGUAAACUGGAAACUCUCCAUAAAGACUGUUUACUGCAUAUUACUAAGGAACAAGGGUAUAAAAUACAAGAAAGAAAGCUUAUACAGCUCCUUAUAUGGGUGAAAACUUACUGUCCUUGGUAUCCCCCCAAUGGCUCCUAUGACCUCGAUCACUGGAAGCGAGUGGGGGAGUCUCUAAAGUCUCAUCAGGUAGACAGUCAUGAGGUUAACCCUGAUGAAUUCAUUACAUGGCUGAUUGUUUAUUCUGCGCUACAAGCUUUUCGCGAUUCGGAAGAAAUAUUACACCCGGCCGUAAAUUUGUCUGCAGACACUUCCCAUGCACUCACAACUCCACUUUCACGUCCUGAUUCGGUUGGUUUGCAAGUGGAGGAGGGAAUUAAUGGGGAGGAACAGGAAGGUGAUCUCGUGAAUCCAAGAGCUAUUGAUCUAAGACAGGAAUGUGAUUUAUAUCCUGCUAUAAAGCCACAGCCGCUGAAAGCUAUGACUGCAUCACCAUCUACUGACACAAAGGUGCUAAAACAGCAGUCUUGUCUCCCACCCUAUGACAUGUCUCCCUUAAGACACGUGACUGAUAAUGAACUUUCGCUGUCCCCUGAGCCAAAAAGCUUUUUAGACACCUGCCGAAGACAAGCAUUAGAUCAAGGGGAUGUUGAAUUGCUCCAUGAUAUGCCCACGGUCUAUCAAGGCAAUCAGCCUCAUCAUGAGCAAAUUUCUUAUGAAAUGGUUAAGGAAUUAAGAAAAUCUGUGAAAGAAAAUGGUCUUCAGUCUUCCUAUACGAUGAGACUUGUAGAAGCUAUAGCAAAAAACUAUGUUAUGUUACCUGCUGACUGGAAAGCUUUAUUUAAAUUGAUUAUGACAACAAGACAAUAUUCGAUAUGGUGUGCAGAGUAUGAAGAGUUAUGUGAAAAUCAAGCCCGGGCUAACAUGGACACUGGUAAUGCUGGAAUAACAAAGGAUCAUUUGGCAGGGACUGGAGCUCAGACAACCAUAAGAGAUCAGUUAAGAAUGCCCCCAGAGACAUAUAACCAAGUAAGGGGGCUGGCUAUAAGAGCUCUGAAAAGAGUGCCAGACAUUAACAGAACUGAACGUGGCUUCUCCACCAUAAGGCAAGGACCCCAAGAACCCUACAUUAAUUUUAUCGAUCGCUUGCAAACAGCUGGUACAGCAGGUACAGCAAACCCACGCAGCUCAAGUUACGUCAGGAGAACCCCAGGCAGUGCCAGCUUGGACUUGGCAGUUUCCACCACAACCACAAUAAAUGACACAUCAGUUCACCUUACACCUAUCGGCUUAAAUGGACCCCUUGGUUGUCAUGGUGGUGUUUGGGAACGUGGCAACCUAAUGCUGGCCAGUCUGUGGGAUGGUGUCUGGGCAAUGUAAAUACAGGUAUGAGAAAAGUAAGUAACUUCCCUGCUCUUUCACUACAGCCUCAAGAACUGGAUGUACUAGGCUCUAUAAAACUCCUGUAUGUUUUUAUCUUAAUUAUGCUAACAAUACAAGCACAGACAACACAGGAGAUGAUAUAAGUGGCACUGGCAUUUACCAUUAUGCAUCUGCCUGGUGCAAUCCUACUCCCCCCUCACAAGUCACAUCAGGGACCAAUGCAAUAAGCCUGCCUGAUAACAUACUUUUAAUAUGUGGCAACAGAGCAUGGCAAGGCAUUCCAGGUAAAGCAAUGGGAGGUCCAUGUACUUUUGGUUGUUUAACCAAGUUUCGUUCCAGUCUCGAAGCACUAAUUGGACACUAUGACAUAAUGACAUAGGUGAAACAAAAAUGAUGAUAAGUCAUCUGGCCCUGACUGUAACUCUGAGGUUGAAUCUUGGAAUCCUGCAAAGAGAUUUUUUAGUUCUUUAAUUGCCUCUGUUGAUACUGCAUGUGCGUUGAACAUAAUUAAUAAACUAGGCUGUUGGCUUGUGAAGGAAAGUAAUGCUGUUUUAACAGGAUCAUUAACAGAUGUUAACUUUGCACAUCAUGCAGCGCUGCAAAAUAGAGCAGCAAUAGACUUUUAUUGUGAGCGCAGGGACACCAAUGAGAAGACUUCAAUGGAAUGUCCUGCAUAACCCUGAGUGACCACUCUGAAUCUAUUCACAAAAGCAUCCAGGAAUAGAAGAAACUGUCUGGAGAACUGCAACAAAAUGAGGGAUGGGAUCCUUUCAGCCUGUUCUCCUGGUUGGGAAGUUUCAAUUUUGGGCCUUGGGUUAAACACAUAGUUGGUUUAUCUGUAAUGGGAUUUAACAGCACUUUUGAUGAUUAUGUUAUGUUUGCCAUGUGUCUUUUCUUGUAUUCAACAGCUUAUCAAUCAGAAAAUAAAGCAGGUAAUGCUUAUGCAG